GAGAGAGAGAGAAAGAGAGAGAGAGACACACACACACACACACACAACGAGGGAACCCCAUCAGCUGGAAGUCGAGUAACAUUACAACUCUCAGCAGCCUGAAACUACUACAAUACACAGACGAGGAAUUCACGUCUUCUUUGAACAUUUAACCCGCGUCAGAUCACGGGUUUUUCGCUCUCUAUCGUCAUCCUUUUCUGCUUUUAUUUCCACGGAGACUGUUUGCUGUUGUUUUUUUAGAGGGGGGGGGACCAAACUGGCGAGAGCGAGGCGAGCAUGGAGUAUUUCAUGGUACCAGCUCAGAAGGUGCCCUCCUUACAACAUUUCAGGAAAACGGAGAAAGAAGUGAUUGGGGGCCUUUGUAGUCUGGCCAACAUUCCUCUGACCCCAGAAACAGCCCGAGACCAAGAGAGGCGAAUUCGCAGAGAGAUUGCCAACAGCAACGAGCGUCGGCGUAUGCAGAGCAUCAAUGCAGGAUUCCAGUCACUAAAAACACUCAUCCCACACAGCGAUGGAGAGAAGCUCAGCAAGGCUGCCAUCCUGCAACAGACAGCAGACUACAUUUUUGCUUUGGAGCAGGAGAAGACGCGGUUAUUGCAGCAGAACAACCAGCUCAAACGAAUCAUACAAGAGUUGAGCGGCUCCUCCCCGAAGAGGAGGCGUGCAGAGGAGAAGGAUGAAGGCAUUGGCUCACCAGACAUCCUGGAAGAGGAGAAGACUGAGGACUUGAGGAGGGAGAUGAUCGAGCUGAGGCAGCAGCUGGAGAAGGAGCGGUCAGUCAGGAUGAUGCUGGAAGAUCAGAUGCGUUCCCUGGAUGCACAGUUGUACCCAGAGAAACUUAAGGCCAUCGCCCAGCAGGUCCAGGAACAGCAGGUCCAAACACAGACCCUUGUUCAUCUGAACCAGCAAAAGCAGCUGGAGAGGGACCUUACUCCAGUCCACAGCCCGCAGGUGGUGGCUCCAGUUACCCCUCCUGCCCCUACACACCAUGCUACAGUCAUUGUUCCCGCACCGGUCCAAGCCCCUCAACCCCAUCACGUCACCGUGGUAACCAUGGGCCCAGCUUCAGUCAUCAACACGGUGUCCACAUCCCGACAGAAUCUCGACACCAUUGUUCAAGCAAUCCAGCACAUUGAGGGCACCCAGGGAAAGGCUUGUGUUGGCGAGGAAGAGCAGCGAAGGGCCGUCAUCGUCACUUCAGGUCGCGUGCUGUCCGAUGCGGCGGGCUCAGACACGGCUUCAAACAGCGACGGCCCCGAUGACUGUUCCCUCCCUUGAGUCUUUCCCCGGGUUUUUUUCCCACACACGUACACACACACACUUAUACAGUAAAGGCCCAAGCUGACCAGGGCGAUGAGAGGCUUCAAACCCAAAACGCUCUUGUUUAGUGGACAUUAAUACGGCCGGUUGAGAGAUUGAAGCCCUCGUCCUUUUUAUGUUUUUCCUCCUUUUUUUGAAAUACACACUUUUACAUGUUGUACCGUGACAGGCUGCCCACAUAGGUUUACACUUAGACACUCAUACACGUCGCCUCUUCUGGCAUCUUUUAUCUGCUUAUCUCUAUCUCCCUGCUGUCGCACAUGUACACACAGACUCAUAUCAGUUUAUUCAUCUGUAGAACGGUUAUUAGAGCAACUCCACUGACUGAUUGACACACUCACUCUGUCAUAUGGGAUACUAGGAUAUCGAAUGUCUGCUAAACUUUUUCCUCAUUAACCACCGGGACACUUGUCUUUAUUUGGCCCUGACUCCAUGUGACUGAUCUGCAGAACAGCAGUGUGGUAUCGUCAACACCAGAACAUUUUUCUUAAACUUUCCUCUCUCCCAGACCAAUCCAAGCUGUUUGGAGAGACACUGUGAGCUCACAAGACUGUCUCAAAUGUAUAACUCUUAAGCUUCUAGGUGAAAGUUUAGGUUAUUUUACCCUACUUUUUCAUCUUUUUGAUCCUCUCGAGCCUUCCACGACCAGCAUGUUGAAGUGAUUUUACUGGAAAAAAAAACACACACAACAAAAGCAUCACAUUGGCAGGAAAAUUAAAAAAAAAUAAUAAUAAUUGGUGCUCACAGGAAAUAGAAAAGUAGCUUGGGAGGGGAGAGAGUGCACUUAUGGUUCACAACUCUAUUGUUUGUUGUGUUUUAUGGUUUUUACUGGGCUGGGUUCCUGGUAAUCCCACAUGUGUGUUUGGCAUUUUGUUGUUUUUAAUUCAUGACCUGACAAAAAAAAAAGUGGAUGUUCCUUGACACCUGCCCUUCUUGAAUAUAAAAGCACCUGGCUUGUUAAAUAAGCUAAUCUGUGGGCACUCCCGGGUGUAUUCCACAGGUAUAUAUAUAUAUAUGUGUGUGUGUGUCCCUAUUAGUGUUUUAAAUCAGCAGUUAGUGGUUCCCCAGGCUCUGGCAGUCUGCAACAGCACCACGUCUGCCUUGGAAGUUUAACCACACAUAUAUAUGUGCGCAACACUGACACACAUACAAGUACGACUGACCUACAAUCAUUUGUUUGCCAAGGGCUGGUUUUAUUUUGCCCUGAACUGAGAAGUUUCUUGUCCGGAUGUUGGGACGUCUAUCAAAGCAGCGAAUAUGGGGGAAUGGGGAAAAUACCCAGUGAUACUGUUGGAAUGUGUUGUGCAUUUGACUGGGUAGGUCACACAUGCUCUCAUCUCAUCUAACAUCUGUCCUUUUAUGUCCUUUAUUUACAUGUUUCUGCCGCCGCCUUCUUUUUUUUUUUGUUAUUAUUUUUAAACUUGCUCUUUCGCCUGGAACUUUUUGCUUGUGGCAAAUUUUAAAGACGUAGCUGAGAGAGAGGCAACAGCCUUACUAAUAGCCAGUUGGCGCACGGAGGCACUGUGAAACCAGCCUUAAACAGUCUGAGAGCAGUACCCCAACACUUGACGCGUGGGUCAUUGUUUUGGCCCCUGGAAUCUCUCUGGUUCUCAUUUUGCCUUUUUUUCGAAACAGGCAUUUAAACUCAUAGAGUGUGUUUGCAUAUCCAGGACAUGUCUGUUUCAUUUAGGUUUGUUUUUGUUACGCUUGCCUCAGAACCGAACAGGUUGCUGGUAUACCAACUGCAGUUGGGUUCUCAAUUAUUUCCCCCACUCAAGUAUUCAUGGUAUAUCUAAGCACUGCCGUCAUGUAUUUGUAUGUACAUAGAUAUGCAACUGUUUUAGGCCCCUGUCGUGUGCACUACGAUCUGAUGUGUUCGCGGGGGGGAAAAGACUCCAAAAGUAAACGUUGACAUUCCAUAAACCAUAACUCUUUUUUUUCUGACCGCUUGCUUUUCACUUUUAGAGGUUGUUCACAUCACAUUUAAGGCUUUUGACACAUCACUGCUAGUUUUACGAUCACACUUAGUGACAAACUCACUAUGAGAUUUCCCCGCAUCCGUGUUUUUAGAUGGCGCUUUUGAAUUUGCUGGACCGACGAAGUGUUUGAGGGGAACACGUCUCGUCUUUUGUGACUUAUGUCAUAGAAUUGCCCUUUAAGAAAAUAUUGAUGUCCACUCUGCUGAAAUGAGUGACACAUUUUGUCAUGUUUAAUCAUGGGACGUUUUCCCAGUACUUAUUGUAGGUAGGGGCUUCCAGGACAUUGCAAAUGUGGUUUCCGUGCUAUGCUUUUUUGUAGAUCCCUUGCUUUUCCUCAAAGCGUCUGCAUUUGAAUUCCAAAAUUUCUUCUUUGGAAAAAAAAAGAAAAAAAAAAAUCCAACCGUUUUUUUGCACUCGGUUCUGUGUCUUAGGAAAGGUUGAGUGGACAGAUUGGGAUCAUUUAAUGGCGUCAAGAUUACAAAGCACUUACUGUACUGUUGUGGAGUUUAAAAAAGGCGGGGCAUCCGCUCAUCUGAAGCUCUUGAGGUUAUGACUAAAAAGAAAACGCACAGCUGUGUAUCCCCGUUUCCCUCCAUGUCCAAUCCCAUCCUCCAAACCUUUAUUUUUUAUUUUUUGCGAUCUUUAAUGCUGCCUUGGUUCAUCUGUCGUCAGAAUCUCUUGUCUCCCUUCACAUUUCGCAGCUCCUCUCCCUCUCUUUUUGUCUGUUCUUUGUAUGCUAGACCUGUCGUCGCAUAUGGUCGUCAAGACGCUUUUUUCAUUUUGUGUUAUGUUUUUUUUAAGAAAUGUUUUGGGGAUAAAGAGGCUUGUGCCUUUGUAAAGACAGAAUAAUAAAGUUUGUACUUUGUUUUUUACA
Molecule: messenger RNA, 4173 nt
Organism: Solea senegalensis (Senegalese sole)
Lineage: Eukaryota; Metazoa; Chordata; Actinopteri; Pleuronectiformes; Soleidae
Gene: tfap4
Product: transcription factor AP-4 (activating enhancer binding protein 4)
Exons: 7
Coding region: 277-1278 (333 amino acids)
Biological process (GO): regulation of transcription by RNA polymerase II
Cellular component (GO): nucleus
Molecular function (GO): DNA-binding transcription factor activity, RNA polymerase II-specific; RNA polymerase II cis-regulatory region sequence-specific DNA binding; protein dimerization activity
Source: RefSeq, a predicted model, not a curated record